Messenger RNA from Pseudoliparis swirei, 2877 nucleotides. RefSeq names its product UDP-glucuronate decarboxylase 1 (gene uxs1). Gene Ontology annotation, molecular function: NAD+ binding; UDP-glucuronate decarboxylase activity. Gene Ontology annotation, cellular component: cytoplasm. The transcript is spliced from 10 exons. Gene Ontology annotation, biological process: D-xylose metabolic process. NCBI's taxonomy places the organism in Eukaryota, Metazoa, Chordata, Actinopteri, Perciformes, Liparidae. The record is from RefSeq and is a predicted model, not a curated record. Bases 1543 to 2301 code for a protein of 252 amino acids.
UGUGGGAGGUGAUGAUUUUUUUUCAUCUACUAUUGGGGAUACCCGUUAUGACCGUCUUAUCCAGACAUGGGAGUGCUCGCAAUUAAUUGUAGUCAUUAUAUUUCUACUAUAAUAACAAUAUUCUGCCCUCACUUUGGAUGCAAGUGCAAAGGUAUUUCAAAACUAGUUGGUCCAGUAACUAAGAAAAUGGAUUCCCAAAGUUUACGCUGUCAAAUCAGUUGAAUUGUGCUUCAUGCCAGGAACUGCUCGUCUUUGUUGAUACGUUUUUACGACUGUACAUUACAGAAGUCUGUUAUCAUGUUUCAGCCUGACAAACAUAAUUUAUUACAAAGCUCACAGAAAUUCAUUGAGCAAUUAAAUCAAGUUAGAAAUAAAGAAAAUGCAUGAAUAAUUUAGCACAUGAAGCGUGUAGGUGUUUCAGAUCUUUCAUACAUUUAAUACGUUUGUUUGGUCCCAGUGUGCUUCCCACUUCACUUUUCAGAGUGUGUACAGCUACACGGGUAGACACAAUAACAGGCAUGCCUGUGGAGUAAAAGGAUUACAAUUUAUCAAAUUACCAAAAUAAGUUAAACUAGAAAGCUUUACUUAGUAGAGCACCCAUUUCUCCCAGAUGUGUCUGAAAAGACCAAUGCUUUAAUGUUCGAUUGAAUGAAUACAACCCUCAUUUGGCCAACCCCCUUUCUAGACGGCAAGUUUAUCAGUUUCUCACGAGCGCGUCUCCGACAACAGAUCCGCUCUCAUUUUAAUCUCUGCAGUUGUCUCCCCCAGCUCUGUACGUGUCUCAGCUCCGAUUCUCGGGCGCCACCGUAAACUUGAAGUGCUUAUAAACAAGCGGCUAUUUACUCAGGCACUUAGUGGGAAGUCAUUGGGGAGAACACACUUCAUACAAACUUGAAAAAACUAAAUUAAUUGACAAUGGACUGACAUUUACAGAAUAAAAGAAAAGAUAUCUGCCGGCUGUUAUCGAUUGUGACAUCAGCUUUCCAAAAGUUAAGUGAACACUGUGUCAGGAGGAUUGAUUGUCAGCAAUGGAAUGAAUAUUUAUAACAAUGUUGUCAUUAGUGUAUUAGGACCUUAAAUUAAGUGUUGUGUUUUCGUGAGCUUAGAAAAAAGCCGUUUAUAUCUUGUGUCGUCUUCCACAGAGUCCGCCAUAUUGCCCCUUGUUUCUACCGUGGCUGAAAAUAGACAAACCAAACGCUGCCUAGAGGGUCUUUUGUAUUUUAUAGUAACCUAUUGUGACUUAGUGCUAAAUUAUAAAAGACAGGAGUAUUGACGAGCCCCGACGUUACUGGCGUUUUCUGUUUUUCAAACUGAACUCUUGAACAUUUUGGUGUCAUUUAUUAUCACACUGCAACGUGCAUCUCCUCUCCCCUCUCUUCUCUCUGUCGUGGCUGAGCUCCUCCAACUGCACACACACAAACCAAGAGCACACACACACGAGUGCAAACAGCGAACAGAAAUAAGAAGCUGCGGCGGGGACACAGAAGGGAACCAGUGGACCAGAUCUAUCACCUGGCGUCUCCAGCCUCUCCGCCCAACUACAUGUACAAUCCCAUCAAAACACUCAAGACGAACACCAUUGGCACUCUUAACAUGCUUGGUUUGGCCAAACGUGUCGGCGCCAGACUCCUCCUGGCUUCUACUUCUGAGGUUUAUGGAGAUCCAGAGGUGCACCCACAGAACGAGGAGUACUGGGGCCACGUGAAUCCGAUUGGUCCUCGUGCGUGCUACGAUGAGGGGAAACGUGUAGCAGAGACCAUGUGUUACGCCUACAUGAAGCAGGAAGGAGUCGAGGUGAGGGUGGCGAGAAUCUUCAACACGUUUGGCUCCCGAAUGCACAUGAACGAUGGACGGGUGGUCAGCAACUUCAUCCUGCAGGCGCUCCAGGGAGAACCUCUCACUGUGUAUGGCAGUGGUUCCCAAACAAGAGCAUUUCAAUAUGUCAGUGACCUGGUGAACGGCCUGGUGCUGCUCAUGAAGAGCAACAUCAGCAGUCCAGUCAAUCUGGGGAACCCAGAGGAACACACCAUAUUGGAGUUCGCCCAGCUCAUCAAAAGUCUCGUUAUGAGCCGAAGUCAGAUCCAGUUCCUCCCAGAGGCCCAGGACGACCCGCAGAGAAGAAGACCCGAUAUUCGAAAAGCCAAGUUGAUGCUCGGCUGGGAGCCGGUGGUGCCCCUGGAGGAGGGCUUGAACAAAACCAUCCAGUACUUCAGCAGGGAACUGGAGCACCAGGCCAACAACCAGUACAUCCCCAAACCCAAAGCCGCCCGCAUGAAGAAAGGAAGACCCCGACACAACUGAAGUCAGCGUUUCCACCGCUGACUCCCAAAACACAAGAGGAUGAGAAGACUCCUCCGAGGACCCUUGCAGAGCAACUCUCAGAAAUACACUGUUGAGUAGAGCCCUCUUGGACGUGGUGUCUUUUUAUUCUUUGAGAAUCGGAGACUACUCUCUCUUUCAGAAGUGUUGCGUUGGCGCUGCACUGCGGGGAAAAGGGCUUUCCAUCCAGAUGGAUGCACAUCUUCUAAAACAGAAAUAUGAGGCACGAAAUCUGAUACAGAGCCUUCCUUUAUCGAUCUUUUUUGUGUGCUUUUGUUAUUUAAAUUGCAGACAUGAGAAUCUUGAAAACAGCUCAAACUGUGCAUCAGUGCCGCGUGUUUAUUAUUUGCUCCGUUUCCUGGCGUUGGGUCUCCAGUGAUGCAGAGCGGCCUGACUUUGUUUUUCCACUGGAUGUUUACGCAGCGCGCUGCAGGACUGGGCCUCUGUCACAGCAGCAUUACAUGGUUAUCACAAUGUCAUUGUGCUCUAAUUUGUGAAAUCAGUCGGGAUGAACGUUAUCAAUUUCAGAUGCUAUUUUAAUAAAAUAUUUCCAAUAUA